UCUCUCCAGUUGAGUUAAAUUGAUGGCUGCCCGGGCUCAGCAAAAUCAACAAACUCAAGAUAAACUUACACGAAUUGCUAUUGUAAGCACUGACAAAUGUAAACCAAAACGAUGUCGACAGGAAUGCAAGAAAUCGUGUCCAGUUGUCCGAAUGGGAAAACUGUGUAUUGAAGUUACUCCAGAAUCGAAAGUUGCAUAUAUUUCUGAACCGCUAUGUAUCGGUUGUGGAAUUUGUGCGAAGAAAUGUCCAUUUGAAGCUAUAACAAUCAUCAAUCUUCCAAGCAAUCUUGAAAAGGAAACCACACAUCGCUACAAUGCCAACUCAUUCAAACUUCACAGGUUGCCCAUUCCGCGGCCUGGGGAGGUGUUAGGGUUGGUCGGGACAAAUGGAAUUGGUAAAUCUACAGCACUGAAGAUCUUGGCGGGUAAACAGAAACCAAACCUUGGGAGAUUUAAUAAUCCUCCUGAUUGGCAAGAGAUCCUUUUAUACUUCCGAGGAUCUGAACUGCAAAACUAUUUUACAAAGAUCUUAGAAGAUGACUUGAAGGCCAUUAUUAAACCACAGUAUGUUGACCAGAUUCCUAAGGCAGUCAAGGGCAGCGUUCAGUCCAUUCUUGACAGAAAAGCUGAGAUGGAAAACCAAGAACACAUCUGUGAGCAGCUAGAUCUGAUGACAGUACUGGAUCGUAAUGUAGAUGAACUUUCUGGAGGAGAGCUUCAACGGUUUGCUUGUGCUGUGGUGUGCGUACAAAAGGCUGAUAUAUACAUGUUUGAUGAACCUUCAAGCUACCUGGAUGUGAAGCAACGUCUCAAGUGUGCCCUGACAAUAAGAUCACUGCUCAGUGAUGACAGGUACAUCAUUGUGGUGGAGCAUGAUUUGAGUGUGCUGGAUUAUCUGUCAGACUACAUCUGCUGUCUGUAUGGUGCUCCAGGAGCAUAUGGUGUUGUAACUAUGCCAUUCAGUGUAAGGGAAGGAAUCAAUAUCUUUUUGGAUGGCUUUGUUCCUACUGAGAAUUUGCGAUUCAGAGAGUCAUCUCUGGUUUUUAAAGUGGCUGAGACGGCAGACAAGGAAGAAGAAAUAAAGAGAAUGCGCAGAUACAGUUAUCCUUCAAUGCAAAAACAACUGAAGGAGUUCCACCUGAGUAUUGACGGUGGUGAAUUCACUGACUCGGAGAUCAUUGUUAUGCUGGGAGAGAAUGGAACUGGCAAGACGACUUUUAUCCGCAUGUUGGCUGGAAGACUAGUUCCAGAUAAUGAAGAGCAAGUUCCCAUGAUGAACGUGAGCUAUAAACCACAAAAGAUUAGCCCCAAGUCAAAGAACACAGUGCGCAUGCUCCUUCACGAGAAGAUUCGUGACGCUUACGUACACCCUCAGUUUAUCGCUGACGUCAUCAAACCGCUACAGAUUGAACAAAUCAUGGAUCAGGAGGUUCAAAACCUGUCUGGAGGUGAACUGCAACGUGUUGCGCUUACGAUUUGUCUCGGAAAGCCAGCUGAUGUGUAUUUGAUCGAUGAGCCCUCGGCAUACCUCGACUCUGAGCAGCGUCUGGUAGCCGCUAAAGUCAUUAAACGUUUCAUCUUGCACGCGAAGAAAACUGGCUUUGUUGUUGAGCACGAUUUCAUCAUGGCUACCUACCUGGCCGACCGUGUUGUGGUGUUUGAAGGCGAACCUUCUGUCAAGACUCUAGCGAAUUCUCCGCAGACGCUUUUGACCGGGAUGAACAAGUUUCUUCAGUCCCUGGAAAUCACCUUCCGGCGCGACCCGUCUAACUUCCGGCCACGGAUCAACAAAAUGAAUUCAGUCAAGGACUGUGAUCAAAAACGGACAGGCAACUACUUUUACCUGGAAGAUUAAAGCUUCUGUUACUCCAUUCAAAGUAAGUACCAAGUGCAGCUCCUUCAAGAAGGCAGCAGUCAGGGUGGAUGUAACAGAAAACGAGUCUGAAAUGGCGCAAUGAUAUGGACACUCUUCAGAGAUCACUGACCAAAAGAGAAAUUCUCCUCGCUGGUUUCCAUAGAAUUUUUAUGGUGCUAGUUGGGUGAAUUUGACUAUCGCUCCGUGUAGUUAUUGUUAUGACCUACACCUGGCUUUAUGUUGACAUUCUUUGGAGAACUCAGAUCGCAAUCGCCGUUAAACCUAAACGGGACAAUAAAACUAAUAUCUCUUCUCUAACUUAAAAAUGAAAAUUUCAAGGAACUGAAACUUAACGUUUUGCAAUUACCUCCUAAUGAGCUGAUGAAUCGCUUAUAGUAUGUGCGAAAAACGUAUUUAGCGUUAGUGUUUGUCCUGUGUGUAAGCCCAUGGUUGCUCAUGACUUGGAAAAUGCAACUGUCUGUCACUUACUCACUUGUUAAGCUGUCAGCCAAUUUAACGAGCUUUCUGAUUACUGAAGGCCAUAAAUCGGUCAACAGUUAACCUUAUUAUAGAGUAUAUACUUUUUGUGUUUUAUCUCCGAGGAUAAUAAAGUGUACUAUCUGUUCAUCAGUUGA
Molecule: messenger RNA, 2490 nt
Organism: Orbicella faveolata
Lineage: Eukaryota; Metazoa; Cnidaria; Anthozoa; Scleractinia; Merulinidae
Product: ATP-binding cassette sub-family E member 1-like
Molecular function (GO): ATP binding; ATP hydrolysis activity
Source: RefSeq, a predicted model, not a curated record